AACACUAUCAUCGCAAACGCCAAAAUUGCUCGCUCUCGCUCUCGGUCUCCAUAAUUUGGUGUCGUCGCUCAAGGAGGAGGUAGUUCUGGUCGUCUUCCAUGGCGUUUUCGAGUGCGAUCUUCUCCGUUUCUCCGUAUGCUGCUUCGCGUUGUUCUUUUGCGAUCAGCCUCUCUACGCGUUUUCCCGCUCAAAUCUCUCCUCCUGGUCUACCGGCUGAUUCGUUCGCCGUUCGCCGGAAGUUCGUGCACGGUGUAACCGGUCUCUGGCCGAGGAGUAUAAGAAACUUAGUCUGCAAGUCCACUAACAGCACCGAUGCCAUCACUCCAUCUUUGUCGAAAUCAGAAGAAGACGAUGACUAUAUUCCCAAACCGAUAGUUCUGAUUGACCAGGAUGCCGACCCUGAAGCCACCGUUGUGCAGCUCAGCUUUGGAGAUCGUCUUGGAGCCCUCAUUGAUACAAUAAGGGCAUUAAAAGAUUUGGGAUUGGAUGUGACAAAGGGAACUCUCUCAACCGAAGGAACAAUUAAGCAGACAAGAUUUUCAAUUACACGAUCAGAUACUGGCCGGAAGGUGGAAGAUCCCGACUUGUUAGAGAGAAUUCGGCUCACGAUUAUCAACAACCUUUUGAAAUACCAUCCGGAAUCCAGCGAGCAGCUUGCUUUGGGGGAGACAUUUGGAAUAAAGGCUCCAGAAAAGAAGAUCGAUGUUGAUAUUGCGACACACAUACAUGUUAAGGAAGACGGGCCAAAGAGGAGCCUGCUGUACAUAGAGACGGCCGACAAGCCAGGCCUGCUUGUAGAGAUCAUCAAAAUCAUGGCUGACAUCAAUGUCGAUGUGGAAUCAGCGGAGAUAGAUACAGAAGGUCUGGUAGCAAAAGACAAAUUUCACGUUAGCUACAGAGGCCAAGCGCUAAAUAGUUCACUGUCACAGGUGCUCGUUAACUGCCUGCGUUACUACCUCAGAAGGCCUGAGACAGACAUUGAUAGUUACUGACCUGGUGGGCGAAAAAGCACGAUCCAUCCUUUCCAGGAGUGCUUGGUUCGUCCUACAAUAUCAUCAUCCGCUCGCAUCUAUGUGUUGUUACAAAAUUUUAUUUGGGAGUUUGUUUGUGUAGCAUAGUUACUGUGUCGGAUCCGUUGCCAAGAUGGGUUCUGUUCCCUUACUUUGAUGUGGAAUCUUGUAUUUGGGCAAAUAAAGUAACGUCUUAAACUAUUUGGGUUCGGAAAGGGACAUCAGUUUGGUUUUC
This is a messenger RNA of Tarenaya hassleriana, 1245 nucleotides long. Its product is annotated as ACT domain-containing protein ACR12. Gene Ontology annotation, cellular component: chloroplast stroma; chloroplast thylakoid membrane. The transcript has 10 exons. Lineage: Eukaryota; Viridiplantae; Streptophyta; Magnoliopsida; Brassicales; Cleomaceae. The record is from RefSeq and is a predicted model, not a curated record. The coding region runs from base 99 to 992 and encodes 297 amino acids.